Messenger RNA from Monodelphis domestica (gray short-tailed opossum), 4177 nucleotides. The record is from RefSeq and is a predicted model, not a curated record. NCBI's taxonomy places the organism in Eukaryota, Metazoa, Chordata, Mammalia, Didelphimorphia, Didelphidae.
CCUUGGCCCGUUUCACGGUGGGUAGCAUCGCAGCGCGGCCGCCGCUAUUGCUGCCGCCGCUGCCGCCGCUGCUGCUCCCGCCGCUCUCGGUCCUACUCCGGCUGCGGCUCCCACUGCGAGAAAGCGGCUCGGGCCGCCGGGGCUAAGGGCGCGCAGCUGGGCCCGCCUGGGGAAGCCCCAUCCCGGGCAGCUACGAAGGACAAAGGCGGGGAGUGAAGAGGAGGAGGAGAAAGAGAAGGGGGGAGAGAGGAAGAAGAGGGGGAGGAAAAGGGGGAGAAUAGAGGAGAGGGAGAAAGGGGAGGAGAAAUCGAGGAGGAGGAGGAGGGGGCGCCAUGCCCUGGCCCCUUGCCAGAGCCCUCGGCCCGCUGCGCGAAGCCCAAGCCCGAGCCCGGGCCCUGGGCCGCGGGCGCUGAAGUGGCUGUGGGUCCGGCUGUUCCCAGAGGGAGCGCUGGCUCCGGCCAGUCCAGCCUUGCAAGGCCUGGCCCUGCCCAGCCAAGGCUAUUCCAGCCCUGCCCAGGGCCCGGGAAGCAUGAAGCUGGGGGUGCCCGUGGCCCGAGGCCGCUAAGGACAGCAGGACCAGAAGGCAGGGAGGGCAGGAGAAUAGGCCGGCAGGCCUGGGGAGCCCUGGGUGGGCCAGCUCAGACCCCAGACCUGACCAUGCUGCGGUUCCCAGUGAAGAAGCUUCGCAAGCAAUUCCGCCUGCUGCUGCUCCUCGUGCUGCUCACCUGUGCUGCGUGGCUCACCUACCUGCACCUGAGCCUCGUUCGCCAGGGCCGAGCCCUGCGGCUUCGCCUCAGUGGGGGCUCCGGCCCAGAUGGAGAGAAGCUGAGUGAAGUCACCGAUGCCGGGAAGGGGGUGGGGGGACCCCAGGCCGUGUCCCCCCCAAAGAGAGGAGAGGACUCCAGCGAGAGUCACGAGGAAGAGCAGCUGGCCGAGGGGCGGGAGCCGAGCACUUUCUGUGGCCUGAACCUCACCCGGCGGGCCCCAGCGUGGCAGGAGGAGGUGAGCGAGCGUGGCCCGGGGCAGGGGCUUGGAGGGGGCCGAGCUCACCGCAGCCUGCGGGGUGACAGGCCCGUGGGCUUCUCUCGCACACAGUACAGGGGGAAGGCCAACCUGCACGUGUUUGAGGACUGGUGUGGGGGCGCCGUGGGGAGCCUGAGGAAGAAUCUCCAUUUCCCACUCUUUCCCCACACCCGCACCACCGUGAAGAAGCUGGCCGUGUCCCCCAAGUGGAAGAAUUACGGCCUCCGGAUUUUUGGCUACAUCCAUCCCAGCAGAGACGGUGAUGUCCAGUUCUCUGUGGCCUCCGACGAUAACUCCGAGUUCUGGCUGAGCCCGGACGAGAGCCCGGCGGGCGCCCAGCUGGUGGCCUACGUGGGCAAGACCGGCUCCGAGUGGACAGCGCCCGGAGAAUUCACCAAAUUCAGCUCGCAAGUGUCCAAGCCAAAGCGGCUCUCCUCCUCGCGACGCUAUUACUUCGAGCUGCUCCACAAGCAGGAUGACCAGGGCUCGGACCACGUGGAAGUGGGGUGGCGAGUUUUCCUUCCAGGCCUGAAGUUCGAAGUCAUUGACUCCUCCCACAUCUCCCUCUACGCAGACGAGGCAGCCCUGAAGAUGGAUCACGUGACCCACAUCCCCCAGUCCCUGGCCAGCCACGUGGCCCGCCCCGGGCCGCAGCCCAAGGAGCUGGGAGCGGACAUGCUGAGGCCCGACGCCAGGGACACCUUCUUCCUCACCCCGAGGAUCGAGCCAUCCCGCCUGGAGAACGUGCUGGCCCCCUGUGCCUACGCCCCCACCUAUGUGGUCAAAGACUUCCCCAUCGCGCGCUACCAGGGCCUGCAGUUUGUCUACCUGUCCUUCGUGUACCCCAACGACUUCACGCGACUCACGCACAUGGAGACGAGCAACAAAUGCUUCUACCGCGAGUCCCCGCUAUACCUGGAGAGGUGGUUCGGAUUUUACAAAUAUAUGAAGAUGGACGAUGGCGAGGAGGAGGAGGAGGAGGAGGAAGAGGAGGAGGCCGGGCGCCGGGCCUUCCUGUUCCUUGAUCCGGACAGUUUCCUGGAGGAGGAGGAAGAGGAGGAAGCAGAGAGCCCAGAGCCCACGGGAGCCCGCCCCUCCCCAAGCAGGACCACUCCGGACCACCGAGGAACCCCAAGCAGCAGCCCCACCGCCCGUCCCAGGAGGGAGACCCGGCUGAUGCGCGCCCUGAGCUGGGCCCCCACUGCCCCGGCCACACCCCGGAAUGGUGCUGCAGCCCAGGCCACUCCCCUGUUUCUGGGCCGGCCACUGCCAGCCAGGUCUUCUGCACAGGGGGCUGCCCCCCGGGCACUGAGGAAGCCACAGAAAGUGUAUGUGACAAGAGUCCGCCCAGGACAGCGCCGGCCCCCUCGGACGAAGCCCCCACGGCCCCGGCCCUGGCUAGCCCACGGUCCCUGGCAGCCCCCCCUGCCUGGCAUCUUUCUGUACCCCCGGCCCCUUCAGAGGGUGCAUCUGCGGGCCCUUCGCCAGCCUCCAGGCCGCAGAGCCCCGACUGUCAGCGCCACCCCAGCUCGGGCUCGUAGGACCCACAAUUCUCUCAGGAGGCCGUCCAGAGCCAGCUUCACCCAGCAGGCCCUGGACCUGACCACUGGGCUCACAAGCCCCACCUCAAAUGGCUCCUCGGAGGGCGGUGAGCCAGUCACCUCUUUCCUGCACGUGUCUGAGGUGGCCCAGGCCAGGCCUCAGGGGGAAAAGCUGGGGGCGGGGGAGGCUGGGGGAGGCCCAGAGGAGACAGCCACGUCCCAGGACAGUGAGGAGGAGGAGGAGGAGGAGGCGGAGGCGGGGGCCCAGCCCAGGGGCCUCUGGCCUGAGGAUGCCAUCAACUGGCAACGGACCUUCAGCGUGGGUGCUAUGGACUUUGAGCUGCUCCGCUCAGACUGGAAUGACCUUCGAUGCAACGUGUCGGGGAACCUCCAGCUGCCCGAGGCCGAGGCCGUGGACGUUGUGGCCCAGUACAUGGAGCGCCUCAACACCCUGCACGAGGGGCGCUUCUCGCUGCUGCGCAUCGUGAACGUGGAGAAGCGGCGGGACUCCGCGCGGGGCAGCCGCUACCUGCUCGAGCUGGAGCUGCAGGAGCGGGGCGGCCGCGGGCGCCUCCGGCUCUCCGAGUACGUCUUCUUGCGGCUGCCGCGGGCGCGGCCCGGACCCGACGGGGAUGCCGAGGGCGACGGCGACAGCGAUGGGGACGGGGACGGGGAGGCCCCGGGCCAGACGCCGUCCGGGGCCCCGAGCCGCUCCCCCGAGCCGCUGCUCUGCCGGCCCGUGCGGCUGGCCUGGCGCCAGGACGUGAUGGUGCACUUCGUGGUGCCAGUGAAGAACCAGGCGCGCUGGGUGAGCCGCUUCCUCGGGGACAUGGCCUCGCUCCACGCGCUCACGGGAGACGCCCAUUUCAGCGUGGUCCUGGUGGACUUCGACAGCGACGACAUGGACGUGGAGCGCGCGCUGCGGGCGGCGCGGCUGCCCCGGUACCAGUACCUCAAGCGCACCGGGAACUUCGAGCGCGCCUCCGGGCUCCAGGCGGGCGUGGACGCCAUCGAGGACGGCAGCAGCAUCGUAUUUCUGUGCGACCUGCACAUCCACUUCCCGCCCAACAUCCUGGACGGCAUCCGCAAACACUGCGUGGAGGGCAAGCUCGCCUUCGCGCCCGUGGUCAUGCGCCUCAGCUGCGGGAGCUCCCCGGGAGACCCCCAUGGCUACUGGGAGGUGAACGGCUUCGGGCUCUUUGGCAUCUACAAGUCGGACUUCGACCGCGUCGGAGGCAUGAACACCGAGGAGUUCCGCGACCGCUGGGGCGGCGAGGACUGGGAGCUGCUGGACAGGGUCCUGCAGGCCGGCCUGGAGGUCGAGCGGCUCCGGCUCCGGAACUUCUACCACCACUACCACUCCAAGCGGGGCAUGUGGGAUGCCAGGAGCAAGAGGGGCCCCCGGGCCUGAGCGCAGGCCCCCUCAGGGAAGCUCUUCUCUCCGAGGGGAGGAGCGAGGCCCCGCCCGCCAGCCGUGCGGGCCACGUGGGAGCUCCGGCCCCGCCCCGCCCCCCACACUGUGCGAGCUGAUUUCUGUGAAAUUGUGUCCUAGAGGCGAAGCGGCCCUUUGAGUUUUUUAUUGCGAAUUAAAGAGACGCCGUUUUUUUUCCUGA